Messenger RNA from Penicillium macrosclerotiorum, 2106 nucleotides. Its product is annotated as rDNA-binding RNA polymerase I transcriptional factor. Gene Ontology annotation, biological process: transcription initiation at RNA polymerase I promoter. Gene Ontology annotation, molecular function: RNA polymerase I general transcription initiation factor activity; RNA polymerase I core binding. The coding region runs from base 1 to 2106 and encodes 701 amino acids. The record is from RefSeq and is a predicted model, not a curated record. Gene Ontology annotation, cellular component: nucleus. The transcript has a single exon. Lineage: Eukaryota; Fungi; Ascomycota; Eurotiomycetes; Eurotiales; Aspergillaceae.
AUGGUCUCCAUCGCCACGUCUCACAAUCUGCCGCUUACGGCCACCCCUCCUAUCAACCGUUGCAAAAUGAUCCCGACCUCUUCGCCCGUAUCAAUACUCAAACCCACAAAACCCACCGGUACGAAACGCAAAAUGACCGACGCGAACCUCAGCCUCUCUCCGGUAUCGUCCGUAUCGGACAGCUUCCUCGAAGAUGCCCCUCCGAUGAAAAAGCGCCCUCGUGUGACCUUCGACGAGAAGAUUCAGACGCAAACGGUCUCCUGGCCCGUCGACGGUGCAUCGGAUACAUCCGAAAAGCCUUUAGCCGUGGUCAGAGAAGAAGCUCGUCGAGCAAUCCAUCGCCAUGUUUCGGCCGGAGAUAGCGACGCCUACAACCAGCUUAAGCAGAUUUUCACGGCGGACCCGAAAAAAGCGGACGACAGCCUCUAUUCAUAUGAUCUCCCAACACAUGCAUCUCUGAAAUAUCACCUCAUGGCUCUUCUAUCGCAUAUUGCCUCGCUGGACCGCAGCUGCAGCAGUCUAGUGUCUGCUGUUCUCAACAGCGAAUGGCUGGGCCGCGACGAAACCUAUGUGAAACUCUACAUCCGGUUUUUAGGCAACCUGGCGGCAGCGCAGGGCACUUAUCUCGGUUCAAUCCUGAAGGUUCUUGCCACCAAGCUCGCUGGUGUCCCCCGAGGCACUGGCCGACUUCCAGGCUACGCCCCUGUUCAGGCGUCUGAGAUCUACACUCGUGUCCACAUGGCACUCAGAUAUGUAUUGCGCCUGGUUCCCGCUGGCAGUGGAACAUUGUCGCCUGUCCUGUCCCAGGCAUUUCCCUUCGAAGGCGAUUCUCCAAAGUCUCACGUCGCCUACACACGGAAUCUCAUUCAGCUGAUGAGCUAUGCUCCUGAACUUCAAUCCGAUAUCCUUGCUUUGAUUACUGAAAAAAUGGUCAAGGUGGAUGUUCAAAUCCAGGUCGACUUGGAGGAUUUCGAAGAUGAGCUCGGAGAGAACCUGCUGCACGGGUUUGCCCCUGAUGUCGAUGAAGAAUUGGAUGAUGACGACUCCGAGGCAAGCGACGAUGAGGCUGAUGAUAGCAAACGUGUCAUUGAGAUCAAGGAAAAUAUUCACAAGAUAGACGGCAUGAUCGAUGUUCUAUUCGAGUACUACUCUUCUUCGUUCACAAGUGGCAGCUUGGAAGAGAGGAAAAGUACUUUGACCCUUCUCAUGAGCCAUUUUCGCACCAUCAUCCUCCCGACGUACCGAUCCCGCCACACCCAGUUUCUUCUCUUCCACUUCUCCCAAUUGUCUCCUGAACUCACAGAGAUGUUCUAUUCGGAAUGCAUGACAAUUGUCUUCGAUCAGAGGCAGCCCCCUAUUUUGCGCCAGUCUGCUGCCGCCUACUUGGCAAGUUUCAUCGCACGUGGCGCCCACAUCCCGGGGCAAGCGGUCCGAAACACUUUUGACUAUCUAGUUGCAUACUUGGAAAAUAUGCGCACUGCCCACGAACCGGAAUGCCGGGGCCCCGAUCUCCGCCGUUACAGCGCGUUCUAUUCUACCGCACAGGCCGUUCUCUACAUCUUCUGCUUCCGCUGGCGUGAUCUGACGACUGCUGCCAUGGAAGGCGAUACUCCCGAGCAAGUGGAUGAACUGGAGCCAAGUCAGAUUUCAUUCGGUCCUCAUGUCAAGGAGUUUCUCCACAAGGCAAUCUACUCGCGCUUGAAUCCGCUCAAGAUCUGCUCUCCUGGCAUUGUCACCGAGUUCGCUCGCAUCGCCCACCACUUCCAGUUGCUCUAUGUUUACCCUCUCUUGGAGACAAACAAGCGCCUCCGUGUGACCGCGUUCCGCAGCAUUGCUACCCUCUCCAACCCCGCGUUUAGCCAAGUUGGGCGUGAGAUUCGCGCUGGCGACCACCUCGGCUACCAGCUGGACGCUUACUUCCCCUUCGACCCCUAUCAGCUCCCCCGCAGCCGUCGCUGGAUUGAGGGCGAUUAUGUCGAGUGGCGUGGCAUUCCAGGUUUAGAUGAGGACGAUGAUGAUUCGGAUAGCGGAGCAGAUGAUGAUGAUGACGUUGACGAUGACGAUACCGACGAUGAUGAAGAUGCCACUGCUACCGAUGAGGAGUAA